This is a messenger RNA of Chanos chanos (milkfish), 2727 nucleotides long. RefSeq names its product ADAM metallopeptidase domain 19b (gene adam19b). The record is from RefSeq and is a predicted model, not a curated record. Gene Ontology annotation, molecular function: metalloendopeptidase activity. The transcript has 23 exons. Lineage: Eukaryota; Metazoa; Chordata; Actinopteri; Gonorynchiformes; Chanidae. The coding region runs from base 1 to 2727 and encodes 908 amino acids. Gene Ontology annotation, biological process: membrane protein ectodomain proteolysis.
AUGACGCCAAAUGGGAGGUACCAUGAGGCGAAUGGGAAUGAAAGAGAUGCGCCUUAUAUCGCCCUAGCAGCAACUACAUCCCCUGAUAUAGAGACAGGCACGAUUUGUAUUGUCUCGGAGAAAGACCACUCCGGGGAGGAAAGCUGGCAGAACCAAGAGAUGCGCUUUCUGGACAACUUGGAGCGAUAUGAAAUAACGUACCCAGAGUGGCUGCACUCAGCAAGACACCGAAGGUCAAAUGAUGGCAUAAAGCAUCCUUCUGUGGCUGAAGUGAAGAUCAGCGCUGCGGAGAGGGAGCUGGUUCUCCAACUACAGAGGAAUGAUGACCUGUUUUCCCCCAAAUAUGAAGAGACGUGGUACAGUCCUAAUGGUGCCCGACAAAGGUCUACUCGUGAUACAAGGGCAAACUGUUUUUACCACGGCACAGUCAGGGGAAUGGAGGGCUCCCAUGUCGUGGUCAGCACCUGUGCCGGACUCAGGGGUCUGAUAACACUCAAAGGCAAUGAGAGCUACAUGAUUGAGCCGUUGCCUGAUCACAUAGACCCUGAGGGACAUGCAGUGUACCGGGCCAGUGACCUCGAACCACAGAGGGGCUCCUGUGGAAAUCGCCAUGACGUCCAGAACCAGACAGAGAGACUGCAAGAACUCCUUGCUGGAAUGAUGCAGCCUCAUUCAAUCAGCAGGGAAAGACUGGAGGUCAGUGAGAAUAUGAUGUAUGUGGAGCUCUUGAUGGUGGCUGAUCACGCACUGUAUGUGAAGCAUGGACGAGAUGUUGAAAAGACCAAAAUGAAGCUUCUUGAGGCAGCCAACUAUGUGGACAAGUAUUACAAAGCGCUGAACAUCCGUGUUGCCCUGAUCGGCCUGGAGAUCUGGACAGAUCAAGACAAGAUCAGCGUGUCCGACAACCCUUAUAGCACUCUGGGUGCUUUCCUUACGUGGAGAGGCAAACAGCUGUCGCGUCUGCCCAAUGACAACGCUCAGCUCAUAACGGGAAUGUCCUUCCACGGCACCACCAUCGGGUUGGCGCCACUCAAAGCCAUGUGUUCUGAAUAUCAGUCAGGAGGGGUCAACUCAGACCAUUCUGAAAACGCGGUUGGAGUCGCAGCCACCAUGGCUCAUGAAAUGGGGCAUAACUUUGGGAUGAGUCAUGACAGCGCUGGGUGCUGCCAGGCCCAGCCUGAAGAUGGGGGCUGCAUUAUGGCAGCAGCUACAGGCCACCCUUUCCCACGAGUGUUCAACCCCUGCAACCAGAAAGAAUUGAAACGCUACCUGAGCUCGGGGGGAGGAAAGUGCCUGUUCAACCCCCCCAACACUAAAGCCAUGUAUGGGGGUCAGCGAUGUGGCAACGGUUACCUGGAGGAAGGAGAGGAGUGUGACUGUGGAGACGUGGAGGAAUGUUCGAGCCCAUGCUGCAAUGCCAACAACUGCACACUUAAAGUCGGUGCUGAAUGCGCACAUGGAGUAUGCUGUGAUAAUUGCAAGCUGAAGAGCCCAGGUGUGAUGUGCCGCCCUCCGUCCGGGUCAUGUGACCUACCCGAGUACUGUGAUGGGAAGUCUGAAUUCUGUCCUGCUAAUUUUUACCUGAUGGAUGGCAGCUCAUGCGCCAGGGGGAAAGCCUACUGUUACACUGGGAUGUGUCUGACCCUGGAACAGCAAUGCCUCUCGCUCUGGGGAAAAGAUGCCCAGCCUGCACCCGACGUGUGCUUCACCAAGGUGAAUGAGGCAGGAGAUCCCUUCGGCAACUGUGGCAAGGACCUGAUGGGAAAAUACAGAGCCUGUACGGAGAAGGAUGCAAAGUGUGGUAAAAUACAAUGUUUGAGUAAGUCCUCCAAACCCAUUGAAUUCAAUGCUGUGGCCAUUGACACGACCAUACAUCUGGGCAGUCGUAAAAUCAUGUGCAGGGGGACUCACGUAUACCGGCAAGGCCAGGGAGAGGACGGCCAGGGGGACACCCUGGACCCAGGCCUGGUAAUGACCGGAACCAAAUGUGGAGAGAACGGGAUUUGUUUCGGCGGCGAGUGCCGCAACGCAUCCUUCCUGCGGGCGGACGAGUGCGGUGCCAAGUGCCACGGACGCGGGCUUUGCAACAACAACCACAACUGCCACUGUGAUGUGGGCUGGGCCCCACCCCACUGUUUGGAGGCUGGAGCAGGUGGAAGCCUGGACAGUGGACCAGUCACCACACAGAUCAGCAUACUUCCUGUAUUGGUGCUCCUCCCCCUCUUUUGCAUCUUGGGAUUGGUUAUUCUGGGACUCUGGUGUUACUACAAGCAUAGACGACACUCUUUGAAGGCUCCUGCCUCUUCAGCUCCACAGAUAUGUGUCAGCAUUCCUGCUCCACCCAAUACUAAAGCUCCAAGCAGCGGUCAUGCCAACCCUACAUUCCAAUUAAAGAGACCAGACACGGGCAAAAUGGCCAGUCCACGACCCAGUCCAGGUGGCCCUACCCGAUCAAGACACUCUAUUGUGCGACCUACUGUGAAGCCACCACCAAUACCAGCAUAUGCGGUCCACCAACAAGACAUGCAGCUUAAAGAUGCUGGCCCGAAACUCCAACCAUCCCCUUCAGUGGCUUCCAAAUCCAGACCAGAACCCCCUGAUAGACCUCCUCCACCAUGUCCCAUUUCUAAACCAACUACGAUGAAAGAGGAGCUGACAUCCAAGAACAGACUGCAGGUAUCACCAAGAGGAAGAACUAAUUGGAUUCCUCCUCAGCGUGUCAGGUAA